Messenger RNA from Parastagonospora nodorum SN15, 1237 nucleotides. RefSeq lists its product as hypothetical. The record is from RefSeq and is a predicted model, not a curated record. Bases 1 to 933 code for a protein of 310 amino acids. Lineage: Eukaryota; Fungi; Ascomycota; Dothideomycetes; Pleosporales; Phaeosphaeriaceae. The transcript has a single exon.
AUGUCAAUCAACUACUACGCUUCAUCGCCAACAGUCGUCCUGCCCCCCCAACAGCCGCAGGGCUACUUCUCACCUCACCAACGCGCCCACUCACCAUCAGCUAUGGGUAAUUUCCGUCCCAAAUACCCAACUCCACCCUCGCUCAACUACCUUGCAGCCGUAAACAACUCCUCAGCUGGGCGCAAACGUUCCAUCGCCGAUGUCGAUGACCCCGAAGAGAACCUACCCGUCGGAUCAAUCGUCACUCAAAUGCCUGCGAAGCCGAAGCCAGAACCCGUCUAUGGCCCAGGUAUGACGCUCAUCUACCCUGGUGAGCCCGGCUUCGCCAUUGCCGCCGAAUCGCAGUCCGGUACAUGGUGCGAAGAGAAGCACGAGAAGGAAGAGAAGGCGGAGGCCGUCCGGCCGAUCGCUGUGUCGCGCAAGUCUGCUCGUAUGAGCCCAUCAGCCAACGUCGAAGUUCCUUCGCUGAACGACAUGGACGCUCAAUCAAGUGACGCCAUGGUCGACGACAACGGCACCACCGUCAACACUCUCAUCGCGUCCCUUGGCGUUGGCUGGAAGAACAUCAUGACCAACCCCAACUUGCGCGAUGCGGCGCGCGCCUAUUCGCGUGUAAUUGAACGUCAUUUCGACCUCACCGACGCGCUUGUCAUGUUGGAGAAAGAAUCACUCUCCGCCUACUUGGUACGCGCAAAGCAACACGGCGUACAAGGCUAUUGGCUCUUCUCUGACAGCCUUCAAUGGUGCCAGCUCGUCGGCUGGUCGCUCGAGCGCACUGUCGGCAACCUCAUGUCUGGUCCUGUUCCUCGCGUUGAAGGCGAGCGCAUCACCGCUCGGCAACUCACCCCUUCAAACCCCCCAACACCACCCGCGCAACCCGUCAGUAUGCCAUGGUGUAUGGCGACUGAUGAGGUUGAUGUCAUGGAGAUGUAAAUGACGCUCCUGCACUUCUCCCCUGCUUAUGUUUCUCUUCUCACCCACACGGCAACGGGUCUCCUCGGUUUUCCUUCGCAUCCGCAUUGAUCUAUCGUUUCGAUCUCGUGGGCUGUGUCCUUCGGCAAGUUGGCGUUUGGCGGUGGACGCGGAUGUGCCCACUGAAGGGGAAAAUUUAUCUCUGCGUACUGUACAUUACUAUGCUCGUGCUGCGACAGCUUGAUCGGCUAUUCUCGAUCGCGUCGCGUAAGCUCCUAAACACUAAAUCAACCAGGCAAUGAUUGAACAAUGAAAAGUUAUGAUC